UCGCGCUUUGCUCGCCAUUUUCCCCAUCUCCUGAAGCUAGAAUCAGUCUCUUUUGGCACACAGUGUCACUCAGUACUGUCAGGUCAUUAAUUAAUCCUCACAGAGGAACAACUGAGCUCUUUACAGAGUCUUGAACCAGUUAUUUUCUUCUGGAGAUCUCUUUAAAUCAUGAACAUUUUCAGGCUAACCGGCGAUCUCUCCCAUCUAGCAGCCAUCAUCAUCCUGCUGCUAAAAAUAUGGAAAACCAGGUCGUGUGCCGGUAUUUCUGGGAAGAGUCAGGUCCUGUUCGCCUUGGUGUUCACCACUCGUUACCUGGACCUGCUGACUUCGUUCAUCUCUCUCUACAACACCUGCAUGAAGAUCAUCUACAUUGGCUGUGCGUACGCCACUGUCUACUUGAUCUACCUGAAGUUCAAGGCUACCUAUGAUGGAAACCAUGACACGUUCAGAGUGGAGUUCCUGGUCGUUCCUGUUGGUGGGCUGGCUUUCCUGGUCAACCACGACUUCUCUCCCCUCGAGAUUCUGUGGACGUUCUCCAUCUACCUGGAGUCGGUGGCCAUCCUGCCCCAGCUCUUCAUGAUCAGUAAGACAGGCGAGGCUGAGACCAUCACCACCCACUACCUGUUCUUCCUGGGACUCUACAGAGCGCUCUACCUCAUCAACUGGAUAUGGAGGUUCUACUUUGAGGGAUUCUUUGACAUGAUCGCUAUUGUGGCUGGGGUGGUACAGACCAUCCUCUACUGCGACUUCUUCUAUUUGUAUGUAACGAAAGUCCUGAAAGGGAAGAAACUGAGUCUGCCAGCCUAAGUGCCAAAAAGGAGCGUUUGAGCAGACUCAUGGACGGGGAUCGGAGGGGAGGAGGAGAGGAAGUGGACGCCUCUGAUGACCCUGACCCCACCCUCCACCGCCUGUCCUUCCUCCUCCUCCUCCUCUUCCUCCCCUCCUGUCGGAGUAAGAUGCCUGAGACAGAGAGCGAGCGGGAGCAGCUUCUGACCCAGAACCCCCUGCAGAGGCUCGUCCACGGCCUUUGGAUUUCUGUUUGAUGCAUCUUGCCUUAACUUUUUUAUCACGCUGUAAAAAGGAAGAAAAAAAGAGAGAAAGUUUUCUACAGAAAAGUGUACACAUUGGUGAAUGCGAGCUGGAGGUGUAAAAUUGCCGUUGAUUUGGCGCUGUGUGAUACUGAAGCGGACUUCUUGUGGUGGGUGUUCUCGACUUGAGCAUUUGUAAAAGUAUUUACAAUCGAUUGAUAAAUGUGCAUUGUUUUUCCUGAUGAAUCUGGGGGAGGAAUUUGUUGAAUUUUCACAACUUUGACGGUCGAAUAAUUCAUGUUUUAUGUUUCUGACCACGAUGCAUUCCCAUGUAUGAAUAAACUUUAUAUUUUAGUUUCAUUUAAUUUAACAAAGAUGCCAUAAUUUAGCGUUAUUAUUUUCAGAAAAGUGAAUCAAGCUGGAAUUUUUUUUGUUGUUGUUGAAAUGCCUCCUAAAUUUAGUGGAAUGAGAUUUUUCUACAUCAAUGACAGAGUUGAAUAAACCUUUGUAAAUGGCUUUCUUUAUGAAAUACUCCAGUUAUUAGCCUGUUUGGACAGUCUAUAUUCUAAUGCUUGUUAAUGACACAUCGCUGCCCUGCAGGUUUAUUUCAGAAACUCCUUCAACUGAUUGAAAUGAUUCUUUUUUAAUGUCCUGUUUGUGAAUUAUCACAACAGAAAUGAGCAUCUUUAAUUUUUCUUUUAGGUGCCGAUGUAUUUAUUUUUUAUUUUCUUCCUGGUUCAAUAAACAAAGUCCGUAGAAUUGUC
Messenger RNA from Cheilinus undulatus (humphead wrasse), 1792 nucleotides. Its product is annotated as ER lumen protein-retaining receptor 2. Bases 169 to 807 code for a protein of 212 amino acids. Gene Ontology annotation, biological process: protein retention in ER lumen; endoplasmic reticulum to Golgi vesicle-mediated transport. The transcript is spliced from 5 exons. Gene Ontology annotation, molecular function: ER lumen protein retrieval receptor activity. Gene Ontology annotation, cellular component: endoplasmic reticulum; membrane; cis-Golgi network. Lineage: Eukaryota; Metazoa; Chordata; Actinopteri; Labriformes; Labridae. The record is from RefSeq and is a predicted model, not a curated record.